This is a messenger RNA of Adineta ricciae, 840 nucleotides long. The record is from the annotation of a GenBank genome assembly. Lineage: Eukaryota; Metazoa; Rotifera; Eurotatoria; Adinetida; Adinetidae.
AUGCUGGCCAUCAUACACGCCAUGAAUCGACUUCAGAUAUCAUUUGAAGAUGCGAAUCACAAAAAAGAUGCAGAAGUUGUUUUAACUCAUGCAGAAAUUGAAGCUAAUCAUGAGAUUUUACCUGAAAUGGUUGGUAAAUCGAUUCAAGCUUUAUGGAAUGAUAAUGGUGUUCAAGCAUGUUUCCUACGAGCUCGUGAAUAUCAACUGAAUGAUUCAGCUGCCUAUUACUUGAAUUCACUUGAUCGGCUCAUUCAGCCAGACUAUAUUCCAACUCAGCAGGACGUGUUGCAUACUCGUGUGAAAACUACGGGCAUUGUUGAAACGGCAUUUACAUUAAAAAAACAUAAAUUUCGAAUUGUUGACGUGGGUGGUCAGCGAAGUGAACGUAAAAAAUGGAUACAUUGUUUCGAAGGUGUGACAGCUGUUAUAUUUGUCAGCGCUCUCAACGAAUACGAUCUUGUUUUAGCCGAAGAUGAUAGUAUUAACCGAAUGACGGAAAGUUUGCAACUAUUUAAAUCGAUUUGUAACAAUCGAUUCUUCCGUCAAGCUGGAAUGAUUCUAUUUCUUAACAAGAAAGAUCUCUUCGCUGAGAAACUACGUUUCUCAUCGAUUAAAAUAUGCUUUCCAGAAUAUACAGGUCUUAACACGUAUGAACCAUCGUUGAGCUAUAUACAAGAACAAUUCGAGAAAAUGGACUUACGGGAAAAGAUUAACGGUCAUCAACGAGAAUUAUAUACUCAUAUAACAUGUGCAACCGAUACUGAAGCCAUGCAAUUCGUCUUCGAUGCGAUCUCGGAUAUGAUUAUCCAAACAAAUCUUAUUCACGCAGGAAUCUUUUGA